AAGGGACGGAGAGAGCAUCAUAGGAGACCAGAUCUCCGAUUACCCAGAAGAAGAAGAAGCGCGUAUUUAAUUUCUUAUUCUGUGAGAUUGUGACGAUUUUAUGUUUCCACCAAUUUUGGCCUCCAUGACAUGUUCUUAGAUGAACAUGGCUGCUACCUUCCGCAAACAACUAUUGGCAGACUGGUCUAGUCUUCCUCAUGUCAUUCUCUCAAAUAUUCUGGAUAAGUUGUUGGAACCAACUGACCAUGUUCGUUUUGCUGCCGUUUGCAAGGAAUGGCAUGCUCUCGCAACAGACUAUAACCACACGACCCAGCGUUGUUUUAAGGUGCAUCCCAUGCUUAUGAUCCCUUCAGAAUCCCAAGGAAAGCGAAAACUAUACAGCAUCUCUGAGCAAAAAGUCUACAACAACUUUGAGUUACCACAAGCUUGUAAUAGCACUAAGAGGUGUUGUGGCUCGAGCAAUGCUCCUGGUUGGUUGGUCGCAGUAGAUCUACUAGGCGAACAUCAACUCAGUACAACUCUAGUGAACGUGUUCAAAAGAGAAGUGACGCCCAUUCGUCUACCUCCAUUGUAUUUCAAUGCUGAGAGUCAUUGGUUCAUGGUUUUCUCCCCAAAGGUUAUCUUAUCCGCUGAUCCAAUUGCGAAUCCAGACAAUUAUGUGGUUGUGGCAGUUUAUGAUAGGGUUUCAAGGAUCGCUUUCAUAAAAGGAGGACAAACAAUCUGGACUUACCUUGAGGUCUACUCCUUCUUUACUGAUGCUAUAUUUUAUAAAAGAAAAGUCUAUGCGGUCGGACAAUGGGGACGGAUUAAAUCGUUUGAUGUUAAUAGCAAGCCAGUAGAAGAAAGCUUACUUGCACAUGGACGAUAUCGGUUUUCAUGUCAUGCGCAUAAGGGGUAUCUUGUGGAAACAACUAAAGGAGACUUGUUGCAUGUUCGAAGAUUUUUGAAACAGAAGGAUGUACCACGACAUUACUAUUUCCAUUAUGAGCAUAAUGAGUUCUGGACCGAAAGCUUCAAGGUUUACAAGGUGGUGUUUGAUGAGAGGGACGAAUCCAUUGUGGAGCAGGUUGAGUUAAAGAGUAUUGGAGAUGAGGCUUUGUUUGUUGGUGACAAUCACUCGAUGUGUGUUUUGGCUUCAAACUUUCCUGGGUGCCAACCAAAUUCCAUAUACUACACGGAUGACUUGAUAGAACUUGGAGAAGUGCGAUUAGUUGAUGAUGGAUCAAUUAAUAUGGAUGACAUCUUCAGUUUAAUCAAACUAAAGGAUGAAACCAUCUCUAAUGGACCAAGUGAUAUGGGCAUCUUCAAUUUAGAGGAUGGAAGCAUUACGCAACAUUAUUCUCUAAAUCCUUGGCACAGAAACAUCCCACCUGCUAUCUGGAUCAUGCCGUUGUUUAAUGGACUCGGCUAAUUUCCAGUUCAUUUCACAAUCUGGAGCCAUGGUGUAUCUUCUCAUUCUGUUGUAACUUUCUAUAUUAUUCAUGUACAGGAUUAGAGUUGCCCACUAGUGAUUAGCAUGCAUGAAAUCAUGAAUACACUCGUUAUAUGAGGUGUUAAUAGAAAAUACAAAACUUCAUUUGAUUAGGUGCUGCAGGUGUGGAUUUUACUUGAUGAAAUCGAUUAGUUUAAAGACC
This is a messenger RNA of Rosa chinensis, 1634 nucleotides long. RefSeq names its product probable F-box protein At1g44080. The transcript is spliced from 2 exons. The record is from RefSeq and is a predicted model, not a curated record. Lineage: Eukaryota; Viridiplantae; Streptophyta; Magnoliopsida; Rosales; Rosaceae. Bases 140 to 1411 code for a protein of 423 amino acids. Gene Ontology annotation, molecular function: protein binding.